Molecule: messenger RNA, 648 nt
Organism: Pyricularia grisea
Lineage: Eukaryota; Fungi; Ascomycota; Sordariomycetes; Magnaporthales; Pyriculariaceae
Exons: 2
Coding region: 1-648 (215 amino acids)
Source: RefSeq, a predicted model, not a curated record
AUGGCAUCUGAAUCAUUACCGGCGUUGCCAAACAACUAUGUGACGGCGCUCCAGCUCAUUGAUGAAGCGCACGCGCAGGAUCCGAGAAAGGCCACACCAAGGAGUGCUGCAGCUGAUGACACUGAUGUUCCCUUUGAGCUGGACUAUGCCCAAAAGAUGACCCGAUGGUUGGCCAAGAGAUGCCCCGACGCAUCGCCAGUACUGCAGCUUGCCUGUCGAGCGCAACAUUUUCGAAGAUGGGAGAUACCUCGCAGCAGCUAUCCCAUGACGCGUCCAGGCUAUCUCACCUGGAGGGCCAAGCUCAAGGCACAGGCCGCAACUCAGGUGGCAGAACUGCUGUCGACAUCCGCCUCGAUCCAACCGCCGCUGCCAUCUGAAGAAGUUGACCGCAUCGCGGCGCUGAUACGCAAGGAAAAUCUAGCUGCGGACCCCGAGGCGCAGGCGCUUGAGGACACUGCGUGCCUUGUAUUCCUCGACGACCAGUUUGACGACUUUGAGCGUAAGCCCGAGAUCGACGAGGACAAGGUCGUGGGCAUCUUGCAAAAGACGUGGGCCAAAAUGAGCUCGCCCGGUCGUGAGCUGGCGCUCGCCAUGGAUUUGAGCGACAGGACAAAGGCUUUAAUUGGCAAAGCGUUGGCCUCCCCUUAA